Linum tenue is the source of this 2089-nucleotide messenger RNA. The record is from the annotation of a GenBank genome assembly. Lineage: Eukaryota; Viridiplantae; Streptophyta; Magnoliopsida; Malpighiales; Linaceae.
AGUCGAAACAGGGGAGAAAGUCCACUUCCCAUCCAAAACCCACAAAGCAGAAAAUGGAGCCUGCUUCCAUCACCACCUCUCUUCCCAGUCUCCAAGCCACUCCUGCUGCAGCCGCCGUGGGCGGGCUUGUUUUCUCAGUCUAUUUCGUGAAAAGGUUUAUGGUCGAUAAGAAGAAGGCCAACAACUCCCAUCUCCGGCUGGUUCCAGAGGUCCCGGGGCUGCCGGUGAUCGGGAACUUGCUGCAGCUGAAGGAGAAGAAACCCCACAAAACGUUUGCGAAUUGGGCAGAGACAUACGGACCAAUCUACUCCAUUAAAACCGGCUCCUCCUCCGUCGUCGUUCUCAACACUACAGAUGUUGUUAAAGAGGCCAUGGUGACCAAAUUCUCAUCCAUAAGUACUAGGAAGCUAUCCAGGGCUUUGUCCGUGCUCACUCAGGACAAAACCAUGGUUGCCAUGAGCGAUUAUGACGACUUCCACAAGAUGGUGAAACGCCACGUCCUCGCAAACCUUUUGAGCCCAAGCGCCCAGAAAAGACUUCGUUCUCAGAGAGACAUAAUGGUGGACAAUAUAGCAACCCAAUUCCAAGCUCACGCCAAGUUCCAUCCUGAAAAGGCUCUGAAUUUCAGGAAGGUAUUUGAGUCCGAGCUCUUCGGUUUAUCCAUGAGGCAAGCGAUCGGGAAGGAUGUGCAGUCCAUCUAUGUCGAGGAAUUGGGGACUACAGUUUCCAGAGAAGGAAUCUUCAAAACUCUAGUGCUCGACCCAAUGGACGGAGCUAUAGAAGUAGACUGGAGAGAUUUCUUCCCGUCCCUGAGCUGGAUUCCCAACCCGAGCUUCGAAGAGAAGAUCGAGCAGAUGCAUUACCGCAGACAAGCGGUGAUGAGCGCCCUGAUCGCCGAACAGAAGCAAAGAAUUGCAUCCGGAGAGGUGAUUGAUUGUUUCGUUGACUACUUGCUGGCGGAAGGCAAGAACCUGACAGAUCUCCAGAUCUCGAUGUUGAUUUGGGAGACGAUCGCCGAGACGUCGGAUACGACGUUGGUGAGCUCAGAAUGGGCAAUGUAUGAGCUUGCCAAGAAUCCUGACACUCAGGAAAGGCUCCUCCGGCAAAUUCAGGCAGUCUGUGGAUCCGAUGAAGUCUCCGAGCAACACUUGUCGAAGCUCCCUUACCUGAGCGCCAUCUUCCACGAGACGCUCAGAAGGCAUAGUCCUGUCCCCGUCAUCCCUUUGCGCCACGUGGAUGUCGACACCGAGUUAGGAGGGUACCACGUCCCUGCUGGAACUCAGAUAGCGAUCAACCUGUACGGAUGCAACAUGGACAGCAAGCAAUGGGACAACCCCGACGAGUGGCUGCCGGAGAGGUUCCUGGGUGGGGGAUCAGACCCCAUGGAGCUGCACAAAACGAUGGCGUUUGGGAGUGGGAAGAGGGCUUGUGCCGGAGCCCUCCAGGCGAUGCUAAUUGUUUGCACAUCGAUCGGGAGGAUGGUGCAGCAAUUCGAGUGGCGCCUCAAGGAAGGAGAGGUAGAUAAUGUGGAUACUGUGUCGCUCACUGCCCGUAAGCUUGAUCCCUUACACGUGCUUAUCAAACCAAGAAGCUAGAGAAAAUUGAGGGUGAGAUCAAAGUGUGGAGCCGUUUUACGAAAGAGUUGUUGGUGUCUGUUUUGUUUAGGGCAAUGUUGUUUUUGGUGGGGAUAUAAUUGUAAGUAUGGGUGGAAGUUUGGUUUGCGCAUUGCGGGUAAUCCGCAAACCGCACCAAACCGCAUAUAUUGUGGGUAGAGGUGUCAAUUGGGCGGGUUGGGUCAUGUUCGGAUUGGGUCUAACCGGGUUGGGUUCAAUCGGGUUGCGAGUUCAAUCGGGUCGGUUUCAAUUUGGAUCGGGUUUAAUUGGGUUGCAGGUCAAUUGGGUUACGAGUCAAUCAGGUCACUAGUCAAUUGGGUUACGGAUCGGGUCGGGUUACGGGUGCAUCAAAUUAUGGGUUUAUUGGAUUGCGGGUUAAUUCAAGUUCGGUCAGGUCGGAUUAUGGGUUAUUCGGGUCAACCCAUUGGAUCAUUUACUUCUUAACAGAAAAUAAUAUUUUACAAACUAUCAAUAUA